Molecule: messenger RNA, 867 nt
Organism: Aspergillus tanneri
Lineage: Eukaryota; Fungi; Ascomycota; Eurotiomycetes; Eurotiales; Aspergillaceae
Product: RTA1 domain-containing protein
Exons: 3
Coding region: 1-867 (288 amino acids)
Cellular component (GO): fungal-type vacuole; plasma membrane
Source: RefSeq, a predicted model, not a curated record
AUGACCAAGCAAAAAUGCACAGAAGUGACCCCGCUAUGUCCAGUCGAAGCAACCACCUACGGCUACUACCCCAACCUAGGCGGCAAUAUAUUUUUCGCGGUUGUGUACGGCAUAUGCGGGAUACUCCAACUAAUCUUUGGAAUCCGAUUUCGAGCGUGGACAUUCACAGUGGCGCUUUCCGUGGGCGCAUUACUCGAAAUGGCCGGGUAUAUUGGACGGAUUCUAAUGCACACGAACCCAUGGGAUAGCGGUGCAUUCAAACUACAGAUUGUGACGCUGGUGCUGGCACCCAGUUUCGUCGCCGCGGGGAUCUACCUCACUUUGAAACAUAUCAUUCUCUCGCUGGGUCCGGAGCACUCGCGUCUGCGGCCACGACUAUUCACGUGGAUUUUCAUCGGGUGUGAUAUCGGCUCGUUGCUGUUGCAGGCUGCGGGGGGAGGCGUCGCUGCGGCGGCGAACGAUCCGGAUACGUUGAACGUGGGGAAUGAUAUUAUUAUUGCGGGGAUUGUGUUCCAGGUUGUUACGAUGUCUGUGUGUGGGACUCUCGCGGUGGAUUAUUUCCUGCGGUUGUUUCGUAAAGGUUCGGGGUUGGCGGGAGAGAAGGCGUUGGAGAUGGGGAAGUCCUUCGAGAGGCGUAUGAAGUUGAUCAUCGUGGCAGAGGGAGUGGCCUACAUGACGGUUUUGAUCCGGUGUAUCUAUCGAAUCCCGGAGAUGGCAGGCGGAUGGGGCAAUGAUUUAAUGAAGGAGGAGGACGAGUUUCUAGUGCUCGAUGGCAUGAUGAUUGCCAUUGCGGUUCUGACCUUCACGACAUUCCAUCCGGGUUUCUUCCUUCCGUCGUUGCGGAAGGGUGCUAAAAGCAGCACAUGA